AUGGUUCUUGCUAGGAAGAUCAACAAGAGACUCGUUGCUGAGAUCAACUUGGUGGCAUCGGCGUCAGGCUUUGCGAUUCCGACAGUAAUAAUGUCUUCCUCGGAGUCCGCUGUCCUGGGGAUUGUUAAUGAUCAGGUUUCGCGUGUUGAUCCCUCUGUGCUCCACUCGAUUCUCGCCGACGGUCAUAUCCCAAUGAUUGCCUUUGUGGCCGCGGAUGAGGCUGGGAAGGGUUAUAAUGUGAAUACUGAUAUAGCAGAUGGCGAACCUAUGGUAGCUGUUAGGUUUGAGAAGGGUAUGCAAGGACAGGUGAAUACAAGCAUAGAUCAUGGGGCUGAGCUUGUGAAUGGAGUUGACACCGUGAGAUAUCAUUGGAGAAAUUCCGCAAAGGAUCCAGCUUCAGAGGCAAGGAUAAAUGCAAAACGCCUGUGA
Dioscorea cayenensis subsp. rotundata (Guinea yam) is the source of this 429-nucleotide messenger RNA. RefSeq names its product acetylglutamate kinase, chloroplastic-like. The transcript has 2 exons. Bases 1 to 429 code for a protein of 142 amino acids. Lineage: Eukaryota; Viridiplantae; Streptophyta; Magnoliopsida; Dioscoreales; Dioscoreaceae. The record is from RefSeq and is a predicted model, not a curated record.